Stereum hirsutum FP-91666 SS1 is the source of this 1985-nucleotide messenger RNA. Its product is annotated as Pkinase-domain-containing protein. Gene Ontology annotation, biological process: positive regulation of transcription by RNA polymerase II; protein phosphorylation. The coding region runs from base 214 to 1332 and encodes 372 amino acids. The transcript is spliced from 12 exons. NCBI's taxonomy places the organism in Eukaryota, Fungi, Basidiomycota, Agaricomycetes, Russulales, Stereaceae. The record is from RefSeq and is a predicted model, not a curated record. Gene Ontology annotation, molecular function: cyclin-dependent protein serine/threonine kinase activity; RNA polymerase II CTD heptapeptide repeat kinase activity; ATP binding. Gene Ontology annotation, cellular component: cytoplasm; nucleus; transcription factor TFIIK complex.
AGAGAAUACUCCAUGGUAUAGGUCCUCUAACAGAUACCAGAGAUCGUUGUUUUCUUUCGCCACUCAUCGGACGAUUGGCAGCUGGAGCAGCAUAUCAAGGCUCCGAGUCCGACUUGUCCACGGUCAUACUCGUGCUGACCUCUAUCUCCUGGGCUUAAAGAGACGAAUAUCUAGUGGAAUAUUGUAUACUCAACCGCCAGCUUCCACCAAAAAAUGGACGUAGUUGAGAGGGCGAACCUAGAAAGACAAAGACGAUGGGUAAAGGACCAAAAGGUCGGUGAAGGACAAUAUGCCGUUGUUUACCGAGGCCGCGAAGCCGCCACCGGCCGGAAAGUCGCCAUCAAGAAGAUCAAGGUGGGGCAGUUCAAGGACGGACUCGACAUGUCCGCCAUCCGCGAGGUUAAGUUUCUCCGCGAACUAAGCCAUCCGAACGUCAUUGCGUUAUUGGAUGUCUUCUCAGCCAAGACGAAUCUCAAUCUGGUACUCGAGUUCUUGGACUCAGACCUCGAAAUGAUCAUAAAAGGGUGCCCUACGCUUUUUUUGCCGGCGGACAUCAAGAGUUGGAUUGCCAUGACCUUUCGUGGGCUCGAAUUCUGCCACCGAAAUUACAUCCUCCAUCGGGAUCUAAAGCCCAACAAUUUGUUGAUUGCUUCAGACGGUCAACUAAAAAUUGCCGAUUUUGGUCUCGCUCGAGACUUCGCAGACCCGGGCAGUAAGAUGACCUGUCAAGUCAUUACGCGAUGGUACCGCCCACCAGAACUUCUCUUUGGUUGUCGUUAUUACAGUUCAGCUGUCGAUAUAUGGUCUGUUGGCUGCAUAUUUGCAGAGUUAAUGCUUCGCAUCCCUUACAUCGCCGGCGAGAGCGAUAUGGAUCAAAUUAAAAAGACCUUCAUGGCGCUCGGGACGCCUACAGAGCAGGAUUGGCCCGGGCACAAAAAGCUUCCUGACUACGUCCCCGUAGGCAACUUCCAAAGGACGCCACUGCGAGAUGUAUUUACGGCAGCCAGCACGGACACGCUUGACCUGCUCGGAAAAUGUCUCCUCUACGAACCAAGAAGACGCAUUUCCGCCAAAGAGGCACUGAGUCACCCUUAUUUCUUUGCACUUCCGUAUCCGACACAUCCUUCGAAACUACCCAAGAAAGCUCUCCCGGUGGUCAACUCAAAAGCCUUGGAGGAAGUCGAUGGGAAUGUCGACCUUACAGGCCCUGGGCCAGCUGUCAAGGCCAAUCCCCCGAACAAAGGGCUGAAGAGGAAGCUGAGCGAGGACGAGGUGGGAAGAAGCAUAGCACGGAAGUUGGACUUUGGUUCCGUGGGAGAUACAUCGAUGUGAGGUGGUAGGUGUGUUAUUACAGACAGUACACGUUACAGUCCCCGCUAUUUUAUGUCCUCGCUUUCGCGCUAGUUUGUAUCAUAUUACAUAUAUCAUACCACCAUGUUCAUUCUUGUUCGACAGGUUUUGAGACGUUGAAUGUUACACUGCCACUCCACGCCCUGCCCGGGGAUGGUUGCGUUGUUUCCGCGUCUCAAAGCCGACAGACAGAGAGAUGCGGACUUGAGAGUCCAUGCAUGUAGAGUAAACUUCGCCUGCUGUCAAAAGUCACAGAAGUCGUGCCAGGGACAAGUAUGCCAUCAUCCUCGAACAUCUUGGCAACUUCAUACGACUCUUCCGUCAUCGAACCGUUGUGAUCCUGUAUGGUCACUCGAAGUGCAGAUGAGGGAGCAUCUUGAACAUGAGGAUUCAUGGCGUUUCUCAUGAUGGCCAGAGUAUCAACGAUGCCUGCAAUCCAAAGAGCCCCCUCCUCAUCGAUUGAUAUAUUGUCUAGUAUGCGAUCGGUAGAGAUAGUCUCUAUAACCUGAAGCGUAUUGUCGGACUGUCUCCUGAGCGCACUGAACUCUGCUCGAGUAGUACUCGUCACAUAUAUCGUGCCGUUAUGUGCUUGUACUAUCCCGUUGCUUCCGGGGAGGUUCCGGAGAGCAUAGUGG